AUGACUUCAAGUGUCACCACCCCUAUAUUACCCGAGGCAGCGGGAUAUGGAGUGGUUGUGGGAAUUGGAUUCUUUUUCGCCGUGUUGAUGGCUUUUAUAUCCUUUAUUCAGAACAAAUACACCCAAUAUUCAACCAAAACUAGCGAGGAGUUCAAUACGGCCAGCAGAAGUGUCAAGCCUGGGCUGAUUGCAAGUGGAGUGGUGUCUGCUUGGACUUGGGCUGCUACCUUGCUCCAAAGCAGCUCUGUAGCUUACGACUAUGGCAUUGCAGGUCCAUUUUGGUGUUAG
Molecule: messenger RNA, 288 nt
Organism: Penicillium canescens
Lineage: Eukaryota; Fungi; Ascomycota; Eurotiomycetes; Eurotiales; Aspergillaceae
Exons: 3
Coding region: 1-288 (95 amino acids)
Biological process (GO): urea transmembrane transport
Cellular component (GO): plasma membrane
Molecular function (GO): urea transmembrane transporter activity
Source: RefSeq, a predicted model, not a curated record